ACCAAUAGAUGUCGCUUUUGUGAGAGAAAUGUCAGCGAAAAUUACCCUGCAGAAAUAUUAGUCAUAUUACGAGACAGGAUGUGUCUGUAUGUUUAAUAUAGUGUUACAAAAACAGUAAUUAAAAAUGUAGCUGUGAAGCCAAGGUGUACAGUGUAUGUGUGAGUGAGUGAGAAGGGGCGACAGGUCCGUGAGGAUGACUGCCAGCAUACAGCGGGCAGCUCAGUAUGCUGAGUACUUGCUACAGUGCAGCAGACAGCAUCCUGCCAGCCUCUUGCCUUCACCACCAUCCACCAGCAGCAAGGGGAAGUCACUCCACCAGAAGCUGGUUGACCUUUACAUCGAGGAAUGCAACAAGCACCCGGAGGUGAAGGAGUUGGACCAUGCCACCCACCUACUCGGCAAGCUGGUGCGCCGAGAUAAGCUGAAUUGUUUGGUUCUCAACCUGUACCCUGCCAAUGAGGGCUACUCUCUGAUGCUGAAGGCCAGGAAUGGCGUGGAGUCAGAGACCAUCAAACUGCCAUAUGAGGAAUCGGAACUCUUGGAAUAUGUUGACGCUGCCCAGCUUCCACCCUUCCUCGUUGACCUACUGGAGAAAGCACAGGUGAAUGUGUUUUACAAUGGUUGCGUGAUCGUGGAAGUGCGAGAUUUCCGCCGCUCUACAACAGGAUCACAUGACACCCAAUAUGUCAUGUUGAAACCAACACCGCAGUCGCUCCUGUGUGACAUCAACGCCCUGACAAACGACGGCAAUCGCUGGACCCAGGAUGAUGUCUUCCAGCUGGAGAGGCAGCUGUUGAUGGCGACGGAGGAACCCAUCUGUCUUGACCCCUCCCCUGCUGUGCUGCUUAUCAACAACCGACUGCAGUUUGAACACAAGAAGCUCAACAAUCCCAUGCUCAAGAGGUGUGUGAAGAAGUUUACACAGGCAGCGGUCAACAGGAAGAGGAAGUUAGAGCAGGCACCCGCGCCACCAGAGCUAAAACUACACGACUUCAUCCACAAACGGAAAGAUAAAAGUCGAGCCAACCCUCCUGUCAAUCUCAAAGUGGGAAAAUCAUGUGUCGACAUGUGGAAACAGAGACCCACGCAGUUGUCAGCUCCAGAGUCUGUGAACGUGGAGGAAUUGGCCAAAGUUCAGAAGCCGCCAGCCUCUGGGAAACACCUGGUGUUGAUUGAAGAGCACACACUGGAACGCGAUCCCAACCAGGAACGUCAUAUGCUGGCCAAGAUCACUAUCUACCAACAGCCCUGUAACGACUGCUACAUCGGAGAACUCUAUCUCGACUACGACUACUGUAAUGACAAAAUUUCUGACGGUCAUUCAUGUCAAUUCACUCUGGGAUCGAAAGAGAGUGUUGAUAAGUAUUUUGAGCAGUUCAAGGAGCUGUUCACGGAGGAAGGUCGCCGGUCAGUGAAGAUCACGACCCAGCGCCCCAACCAGCCAGCCAGUGUCAUGUACACACAGACCACACAGUCUCCAAGUGCUACCAGCAUCACCAUCACUAAUGCUCAAGCUCUCCUCAAGCAUGCUACAAGCAUGGCUGCUACCAUCACCACACAGAAUGAACCAACGGGAAGUGCUGGUCUGGCGGCCAAACGGAACAUGCCCAUCCAGCUGUCACUGUCUCUGGGUCCACCAGGGUCGGGGAGCAUCAAUGCUGCUGCCAACAUCCUCAGCCCACAGUCAGGUGUUACUGGGACAACCAGCAGUCAGCAGUUGACCAAUCAGACGCCGCUUCCUGCUCAGCAGCUAACACUGUCUCAGGGCAACCAAUCACACUCAUCAACACAAAGGAUAAAGCCUUUCAGUAUAUCACACUCAAGAGUGACCAGUACACCGAGCCCUGUGUCUACUCCUACAGCUACCACCACUGCACAGCACCAGUUCAUUGCCUCGGCAUCCUCAGUACAGACCACUGGCCAGAAGAUCCCCACCCCUGCAGCCACCCCCACCCCACCCCCUGUCUCACGGACACCCACCCCCACAUCAUCGGCCUCUAGGCGGACGUCCACCACAGAGUCGGUGACCAUUGGUCAGACAACACAGAAUCUCCCACAAGCCACAAACCUCACCACCUACUUGCAAGGUCUGACAUCUUCUGGUGCGCUGACAGUCACAUCCGCAGGAGAGAGUGGCAGUAUCACCCAGCAGCCGAACCUCACCACUAACAUCAACAUCACAAACCUUGGGGGACUCCCACAGAACUUCAAUAUCAGUAGCCUGGCUGGUCUCCAGGGCAUGAACAUCGCCAACCUACAGGGGCUGUCCAACGUGCAGGUGUCCCUGACAGGUGUGUCAAUGCCCGGUGGAGGGAUUGCUGUUCCUGUCCCCAUCACAAUGAUCAACAACAACUCGUCACUGCUACAGAACCAAGGCAUCCUCGUCAGCUCACUCCCCAACAUGGCUGCCUCUGUGACGUCUUCUUCCACGGACUCUGCAGCAGCAUCUGUUUCGCAGUCAUCUAACCAGUCAACAAGUGUGGUGACCUCCCCUCAUUCUUUCGUCACCAUGGUAACGGCGCUGCCCUCUACAACUGCUUCCGCCACUACAGCCACAAGUACAUCGGUGUCGUCCACGGUCGUCAUGUCAACGGGACUGGGUUCAAAUCCCAACACAGUGCUUCCGUCCCAGUCAACGGGCAUGUUGUCUCUGCCUUUUGGUCUAGCUGGGAAUCUCACUCAGUUGGUGCCCGUUGGGGCAGGGAAGACUACAUCGGCGGGCUCCGGGCUUCGGGCCCAGCCUGCUGCCGCCAGUGCUACAACUGCUUCUUUACCUUUGCUGCAGCUUCAGGGACAACAGGGCAUCCAGCUGCUAAACCUGCAACAGCAACAUCGCGGGGGACAGGUGAAGCCCGGCCAGUCAUCUGGUGGCCCUACUCAAACCAGCGCUAGGGCUGUGACCACCACCGUGCCCAUCUCCACCGUGCUUACACAAACCCUGACUAGCCAGCAGAUGGCAGCACUAUCUACGCUGACUCUGGGUAAACCAGGUCAGACGACAACGACAAGUUUCACUCCGCAACAGUUGAUGCAGUUGACGGGACAGACGCAUCUGCAGCAGUCACAGCUCCAGCCGCAACUCACCUUCCAGAAGACGCAGUCCUCGGCUGCUCAGCCCCACCUUCAGUUCCACCAGCUGCAGCUAAAACAGCCCACGUCUUCUCCGGCUCCGCCGUCAGCCUCACACAGCAAGUCGAAGAGCAAGAAACGUACCACUCCCACGCCGCCCAAACUCUGAGAAGGGUCUGUGAUGUCAUCAUUCACAGUAUUCCUUCUCUUCUGAACUAGAGUCUGUCUGGUACUUGGGGUUGUCAGUCGGGGUCUCAGUACUAGAGGCCAGGUCUGGUAGUACUUAAUCUCUUUACAGUGGUCAUGUCAGUGCUCUUCUGGCAGAGGUACUAAUUCAUGGAGUUAUUAAGGUUGUUACUGCAGUUGGAGGCUAAAUUCUUAAAAUAAGUGGCCAAAAUUUCGUAAUUCUGAGAAAAAGCAGAAAUUAUUUGAAUAAUUGUUUUAUGUUAAACAACUUACAUCAAAUACUAGUCAGCAUUCUCGUACAUGCCAACUCCUUUCAAGUUUUAUAUUGUUUGGAGGUGUCCAAGAGCACAGUCCAAUAUCUAACGAAAGAAUUUCUUCUUAUCAGAGUCUUAGCCAGUUUCAAUUUUGGAUUUUUUCAUAUUCUUUAAAAAAAUCAGACAGGAAGAUAUGUUAUUCAAGUAAUCAAAAGGUAUGGCCUGGGGAUGAAGUUGACAUUGUUCAUUAUCGAGUGAAUUAUUUCUUCUUUUUAUUGUGACAUAUGUGCCAAGAGCGCAUCCAUUACCAAGCUAUUGUUCAGUCCAAUUUGAAUGACAAUGCUAAAAUAACUGUCCAAACAAAUUACAGAGACUAUUAACUCUGUAUACAUCCAACUCCUCCCAGCGCCCAGCGAUAGCCCUUUCGUGGAGCUCCCUAUACUCUCGCUGCCACCAGUCAAAACUCCCCACUGUGAUAGGUUGCCACAACCAUGCUUGGAGUUUGAACUCGCAACCGAAUGACCGUUAUGUUUACAAACAAGUGAUGAUUGCCGUGACGCCAAAUACUCUUACCCCUACUAAAUUAUUUUCUUUGUUUGUCAAUUUGAUUUUUUGUUUCAUUACCGGGUACAACUAUCAUGUAAUUGGUAUGGUAAGAAUGUAAGGGAGAAAUUGGUUUAUUAUCAUCUGCAAUCUCGAAC
Haliotis rufescens (red abalone) is the source of this 4210-nucleotide messenger RNA. Its product is annotated as transcription factor SPT20 homolog. Gene Ontology annotation, molecular function: transcription coregulator activity. The record is from RefSeq and is a predicted model, not a curated record. The transcript is spliced from 26 exons. The coding region runs from base 194 to 3238 and encodes 1014 amino acids. Gene Ontology annotation, cellular component: SAGA complex. Gene Ontology annotation, biological process: regulation of transcription by RNA polymerase II. NCBI's taxonomy places the organism in Eukaryota, Metazoa, Mollusca, Gastropoda, Lepetellida, Haliotidae.